Lithohypha guttulata is the source of this 408-nucleotide messenger RNA. RefSeq names its product RNA binding protein snu13 (gene SNU13). Gene Ontology annotation, cellular component: nucleolus; box C/D methylation guide snoRNP complex; small-subunit processome. Lineage: Eukaryota; Fungi; Ascomycota; Eurotiomycetes; Chaetothyriales; Trichomeriaceae. Gene Ontology annotation, biological process: mRNA splicing, via spliceosome; maturation of SSU-rRNA; ribosome biogenesis. The coding region runs from base 1 to 408 and encodes 135 amino acids. Gene Ontology annotation, molecular function: RNA binding. The record is from RefSeq and is a predicted model, not a curated record. The transcript has 2 exons.
AUGGCUGAAAAUCCAUCCGCUGCCUGGCCAGUCGCAGACGAGGCUCUGUCGCAAAAGAUUUUGGAUACUGUUCAGCAGGCCUCCCACUACAGACAACUCAAGAAGGUAGAUGACUUGCUGACAUUCAACAAGGGUGCCAACGAAGCCACCAAGACUCUCAAUCGAGGUACAUCAGAACUUAUCGUCCUGGCUGCAGAUACUUCUCCUCUAGCCAUUCUGCUUCACCUACCACUUCUCUGCGAGGACAAGAACGUUCCAUACGUUUAUGUUCCUUCGAAGACUGCCCUCGGCCGAGCUUGCGGUGUUUCACGAUCUGUCAUCGCUGCCAGCGUUACCACAAACGAAUCCAGCGACCUCAUGCCACAGAUUCGAGAGCUUAAGAACAGAGUCGAACGAUUGAUGAUCUAA